Molecule: messenger RNA, 594 nt
Organism: Lachancea lanzarotensis
Lineage: Eukaryota; Fungi; Ascomycota; Saccharomycetes; Saccharomycetales; Saccharomycetaceae
Product: LALA0S03e07426g1_1
Exons: 1
Coding region: 1-594 (197 amino acids)
Source: RefSeq, a predicted model, not a curated record
AUGACGGCUGAAUUCCCACCUUCUGAGGCUUCUCGUGUUGUAAAGCGCAUUUCUGAAAUAUUAAUUGAGCGCGAUGAAACUCUAGCCGUUAGUGAGGCUGCUUGUGGUGGAUUAAUUUCAAGCUAUUUGGUUUCUAUCCCAGGUGCGUCUGAAUGGUUUCAUGGCGGCAUCAUGGUGUACAGUUUGAAAAGUCGGCUCAAACUGAGCGGUUGGAACGAGCAAGAAAUACACGAUUACACAGGUCCCAGCGUGGACGUUGCACUACGUUUGGCGCGCAAUCUUAAGUUUGAGCUUGGCGCCACUUACACAUUGUCAGAAACCGGAUACGCAUCGCGUUCGCCGAUGUUGAAGCCCGCCGAAAGCGAACAAGCCGUAGGUUCCGUGUACUAUGGGGUUUCAGGACCCAAUGAAGACGUUUCUGCAACUUACAACACCGAUAGCGAGGACAGGUGUCACAACAUGCAACAAUUUGCCAUUCAUGGACUCAAAUUCUUGCUCAAACAGCUCGAAAAGAUAGGAAGUUUUUCAGAAGCAGAACAAGUACACGAACCAAAGGAACCGGACAGUAAGAAACCCAAAAUUGAUAAAACCUGA